AUGAAAGACGAGCCGAUUAUGGGUUGUGCUGAAGAAAAUCCGGAAGAAAAACCGAAAUGCAAUCCAUUUGGAACUCGAUUUCUGACUGAUGAUGCUAAAGUUUUCGAGCAUAAUGCAUGGGAUGACGUGGAAUGGUCAGAAGAGCAACAAGAAGAAGCUAAACGAAUCGUUGAAAAUCAGAAAACAAUGAAAGUUGAUGAGGAGAAAGCUUUAAAACUUCUGAGUACACCUGCGGAUCAAUGGGAUGCUUUUUAUGCCCACAAUGAGAACAGAUUCUUCAAAGAUAGAAAUUGGUUGCUGAAAGAGUUUCCAGAGCUUGAUGUGAAUGAAGAAUGUAAUUUGCAGAAAGAAACAGUGAGAAUCCUGGAAGUUGGUUGUGGAGUGGGAAAUACGACGUUCCCGUUGAUGCAAGUCAACAAUUCAAGUUCACGACUUUUCCUUCAUAGCUGCGAUUAUGCUCCUAAUGCGAUUCGAGUACUGAAGUCCCAAGAAGCAUACGAUACGACGAAAAUGAAUGCAUUCGUUUGGGAUAUCACUCAACCGGCACCAGAAGAGGCUCCAGCAGCAGAAUCUCUUGAUUACAUUGUCUGCAUUUAUGUACUGUCUGCAAUUCAUCCCGAUAAUAUUCGAAAAGCUUUGAGUAAUCUAAUGUCACUUCUGAAACCUGGAGGAACACUUUUGCUCAAGGACUAUGGACGAUAUGAUUUGACGCAAUUGAGAUUUAAGAAAAAUCGAUUAAUCGAUGGGAACUUGUAUUGUCGGGGAGAUGGUACACUCGUUUACUUCUUCGAAAUGGAUGAGUUGGAAAGUCUUCUCAAUGAACAUGGAAUGGAGAAGAAAGUGAUGCAUGUCGACAGACGACUCAUUGUGAAUCGUGCGAAGCAAAACAAAAAAGCUCUACUCCGAUUGUCAUGUGAAUCACUAAAAUUUCGACCAGUUUUCGAUGAAAUUCUUCAGGACAAAGAGCUUAAAAAGAUGAAAAAUGAUCCGAAUAUCGGAGGAUCCGUAGAUUUAUUGUAUGUACUCAUGUACGAAACGCUGGUUGGAUCUGGAUUGAAUCGAUGCUCGCAGGAGUUGAAAUCAGUUAUUUCGAGAAGAUCUCAAAAGAUAAAAGAUGUGGAGAAAGAAUUGGAAGCUGAUGGAAGAGGUAUUAAAUCGAUCAAAGAGGCUGAAGAAGGAGCAAAGAAGAUUAUCAUUCCUCGUUACGCUCGAAUCAACACUCUGAAAUGGACAGCUGAAGAAGCGAUGAAGACAUUGGAGACAGAAGAAUGGAAACUUCAAGGAACAGCGAGUGUUGAGAAUUUCGCAGAAGUUGUUGGCAACAUGAAGGAAGAUGAAAUUUAUGUCGACCCACAUGUCGAAAAUCUGCUCAUUUUUGCGCCGAAUAUUCAGAAUUUCCACGAAUACUGGAUGGUUGAACAGCGAUAUCUUAUUCUGCAGGAUAAGGCCUCAUGUCUCCCUGCGUUCCUUCUCAACCCACGUCCCGGAUCUCAAGUUUUUGACACAUGUGCGGCUCCCGGAAUGAAGACAAGUCAUGCUGCCGCUAUUAUGGAUAAUCAGGGAAAAGUGUGGGCAAUGGACCGUGCCGCCGAUCGUGUCGCCGUGAUGAAGCAACUGCUCGAUGGAUCAAAAGUAGCAAUUGCCAGCGCUUUCUGUGGAGAUUUUCUGAAAACUGACAUCACCGAUAAAAAGUUUUCCAAGGUUAAAUUCGCCAUCAUUGAUCCACCAUGUUCGGGUUCUGGAAUUGUGAAGAGGAUGGAUGAGAUUACGGGAGGAAAUGCGGAGAAAGAGAGAUUGGAGAAACUAAAAAACUUGCAGGCGAUGAUUCUCAAACACGCCCUCAAACUUCCUGGACUGAAACGUGCGGUCUAUUCGACUUGUUCAAUUCACGAAGAAGAAAACGAGCAAGUUAUUGAUGAAGUUCUUCUAGACACCUAUGUUCGACAGAACUUCGUACUCAAGAAGGACGUUCUCCCCGAGUGGACGCAUCGGGGAUUGAAAACUUACGAAGUUGGAGAACAUUGUCUUCGUGCUGACCCGAAAGUGACUCUGACAAAUGGAUUCUUUGUUGCUGUUUUCGAGAGAGUCAAGAACAAUGAAUGA
This is a messenger RNA of Caenorhabditis remanei, 2103 nucleotides long. RefSeq lists its product as uncharacterized. Bases 1 to 2103 code for a protein of 700 amino acids. Gene Ontology annotation, biological process: RNA methylation. The record is from RefSeq and is a predicted model, not a curated record. Gene Ontology annotation, molecular function: tRNA (cytidine-N3)-methyltransferase activity. The transcript has 8 exons. NCBI's taxonomy places the organism in Eukaryota, Metazoa, Nematoda, Chromadorea, Rhabditida, Rhabditidae.